This is a messenger RNA of Corvus hawaiiensis (hawaiian crow), 2413 nucleotides long. RefSeq names its product apoptosis-enhancing nuclease-like. The coding region runs from base 31 to 1155 and encodes 374 amino acids. Gene Ontology annotation, molecular function: nucleic acid binding; exonuclease activity. Lineage: Eukaryota; Metazoa; Chordata; Aves; Passeriformes; Corvidae. Gene Ontology annotation, cellular component: nucleus. The record is from RefSeq and is a predicted model, not a curated record. The transcript has 4 exons.
GGGCGUGGUCACGGUGGGACUUGCCCGGGCAUGUGCGCGCGGCCGCUUCCGGGCCGGACACGUGUGAGCCGCGCCGGGAGCGGAAUGCCACCAGGCAAAGGGCAGAUGACCCCGCUGCUGCCCGCCCCGAAGGUCUCCGCGCCCACCCUGCAGGGCAGCCAUGGCCCCACCGCGGGGGGCUGCGCUCAGGCCCCGAAGGGUCCCAGCUCGCCGCAGGGUCGCAGCAAGAAGAAGAGCCGUAAGCACCAGCGGUUCAUGGAGCGCCGGGCGCUGCUGGAGCAGAAGGGGCUGCUGAGCCCCCGUGGGUGCCUGGGCAGUCAGAGCCCCGAGGCGGGGCUGGAGGCACUCACCAAGGCAAAUGGCACCACGGCACCGCGCUGUGACAAAGUCCCCAAGCCCAAACGGAUCGUGUCUGCAUCCCUGUCUCCAUCUGCCUCUCCGGACAGCAUAGCUAGGCACCACUCCGUGCUGCUGUCGCAGGGGAAUGGCAGCUCCAAGAGGGUGCGGACGUCCGCCCUAGUCCUGCGCCCGGGCAAGUAUGUGGCCAUCGACUGUGAGAUGGUGGGCACGGGUCCUCAGGGCAGGCUGAGUGAGCUGGCACGUUGUUCCGUGGUGAACUACGAGGGGGAUGUCAUCUAUGACAAAUAUGUCCAGCCCGAGCUCCCCAUCGUGGACUACCGGACGCGCUGGAGCGGCAUCACCAAGCAGCACAUGAAGAAUGCAAUUCCCUUCAAGACUGCCCACGCAGAGAUCCUGAAGAUCUUGAAAGACAAGAUUGUGGUAGGACACGCCAUCCACAAUGACUUCCAAGCCCUGAAGUACUUCCACCCGAAAGACAGGACUCGAGACACCAGCCAGAUCCCUGCGCUGAAGAAGAGGGCAGGGCUGCCCGUCAGAGCCAAUGUCUCCCUCAAGAACUUGGCCAGGCACCUGCUCCAUAAAAAGAUCCAGGUUGGCUGCAAAGGACACUCAUCAGUGGAGGACGCUCAGACAGCCAUGGAGCUGUACAGACUGGUGGAGGUGCAGUGGGAGAAGGAGCUGGCCCACAGCCUGCCCCCUCGGCCCCCCAGCCCUGUCACAGACCCCACUGCAGACAGCAGCCAGUACCUGGAUGACCAGUACUGGCCCACAGACCUGAUGGCAAGCGGCCUGUGAUGGGGGACAGCGUCUCCUCCACGUGUUUUGGGCCAUCCUGGUGCCUUCAGCUGUUAAAGGUGGAGGUGACUGCUGACCUCCUUCCCUGGGGCUUGUGCCCAGUACCCAGCCCUGCUCAGGGAUGGAGACAUGGUGACACCUGGACACCAGCAAUCUCCCAAAAAUGCUGUCUGCAGCCUCGAGCUGUUGCGCAGAAAUCAGGGCUGUGAUUGUGCUGUGUUCAUCUGCCACUUGGGGAUGAGCAGCGUCCAGUGUCAGCCUGGAGGAGCCCCCAUGGGCAUGUAAUGGGGGCUACCAACACCCUCCAUGCCUUCUGUGGGGUUGUCCUCCUCCCAGACAGCAAGGGGCAAGCUUUCCUGUGGAGGGACUGAGGUGUUUCCCUGAUGCUCAAAGGCUGCAAACCAUCUGGGAACAGUAAACAACCAGUUUGCUCACUACUUUCUUUCAUAGAAUCACAGAAUAUGCUGAGUUGGAAGGGAUCCAUCAGGAUCAUUGAGUCCAUCACCUGGCCCUGCGCAGGACACCCAAAGGAUCCCACCAUGUGCCUGAGAGCUUUGUCCAAACACACCUUGUGCUCAGACAGGCUUGGUGCUGUGAUCACUUCCCUGGGGAGCCUGUUCCAGUACUCGGCUCCAGCUGGGCGCUGAACAGCUUGUCCAGAAGGAUACUGUGAGAGAUGGUAUCAAAAGCUUCAUUUAAAAGUCCAAAAAGAUUGCAUCACCUGAUGUCCCUUGAUGAGCUAGGUGGGUACCCUGUUGUAGAAGGAAAUCAGGUUCAAUGAGCAGGACUUUGCCUUCAUGAAGCCAUGCUGGCUAUGACCCAUGACUGCAUUGUCCUGCAGGUGUUUCUCAACAGCUCCCAGAAAAAUAUUUUCCAUGAUUUUACCUGUCAGUGAAGUGAGACUGACAGGCUGAAGUUUCCAGGGUCCUUCUUGCCCUUCUUCAAAAUCAGGGCAACAUUUGCCAUCUUUCAGUCAGCUGGGACCUCUGGAUUCCCAAGACUGCUCAAAAAUAGUUGAGCAGCUUUGCAAUGACAUCAGCAGCUCUUUAAAGAUUCUUGGAUGAAUCCCAUCCAAGGAUGGGAUUAGACCCAUCCAGGCCCCAUAGAUUUAUAGGGAUCCAACUGCACAAUGAAGUUCAAGAGGAAAGUCUGGGUCUAAUCAGUGUCCAGCCCGGACAAGAGCAUAGAACGCACUUCAUUUCAAAUAAAUGAUUCACAUAAUUGUCCAAAUCUGAAUUAAAUACUGUUCUGGCUAAAA